UAUAAAAUGACAGAUAAUACCGCGCGUUAUUGCCGUUUUGCAAGAAUGACUCUCUUUUUUCAUUUACAAUCGAUUAAAAAUAUAAGGAAUGAAACUGUAGAUUGAAUUAUGUAAUACCCAUUGAAUAAAUAGCAUGUGAGUGUCGGAUUAGCAAACAGUCACUGCGACGUACGUGGAGCGUGUGGAAUCAUAGUGCAGAGUGAACGUUAAUAUCGUGCUGAUAAUAAUUCUCGCGCCGCGAAUAUUGAUAUCGUGAGUUGCAUAUAAACGAGUUAAUCGAAGUGUGCUGUAUUAUCGUAAUCGAGGAAACUCUGUUGCGGAAGCUGGUCAUUUCCUCUAACGGCCUUGCAUACAGUUCCUGCUGCUUGCAUCACCUAUCUAUUUUAUCGACGAUAUAACAAUGACUAAUAUUCCGACAAUCACAUUUUCAAAUGGACACAAAAUGCCGAUGCUGGGCCUUGGAACUUACAAGUCUCAGAUGGGGAAUGUAAAAAAAGCUGUUAAGGACGCAAUAGAUCUUGGAUAUCGUCAUAUUGACACAGCUUUCUUUUAUGACAACGAGAAAGAAAUAGGGGAAGUCAUUCGCGAUAUAAUCAAAGAUGGAAAAGUGACCAGGGAGGACCUAUUUAUUACCACAAAGUUGUGGAAUAAUUUUCACAAAGAAGAGCUCGUUGUUCCGGCCUGCAAACAGUCAUUGGCCAAUCUCGGUUUAGAUUAUGUGGAUCUCUUCUUAAUUCACUGGCCAUUCGCCUUUAAGGAGGGAGAUAAUUGUAUGCCUUUAAAUGCCGCUGGAAAUCUUUCCGAAUCGGAUACCGAUUAUUUGGAAACGUGGAGAGGAAUGGAAGAAUGCGUUCGCCAAGGCUUAGUUCGUAGCAUCGGAGUCAGUAACUUCAAUUCCGAGCAAAUUACCCGUUUACUUAAAUCGGCUACAAUCGCGCCAGUCAAUAAUCAGAUUGAAGUCAAUAUAAACGUAAACCAGCAAAAAUUAAUAGAUUUUUGCAAGAAACAUCACGUUACGGUAACUGCUUAUUCUCCUUUGGGACAACCUGGAAAUUCAUCGGGCCUUGACAACAAAUUAGAUAAUCCUUUAAUAUUGCAACUUGCAAAAAAAUAUAAAAAAACGCCGGCGCAAAUAGCACUUCGAUAUGUGUAUCAAGAGGGUGCUACGCCGAUACCUAAGUCUGUAACAAAAAGUCGAAUUAAGGAAAACAUGGAAAUUUUUGAUUUCGCCUUAACAUCCGAUGAGACAAACGCUAUCCGUAAACUUGGCACUGGAAAGAGAGUAGCUAGCUUCGACGUUGCGAAGAAUUUCAAAUACUAUCCCUUCAACAUUCCGUUUUAAAUCAAUAUUAAAGAUAAAGAGAGGAAGAGAGAUAAGAUAAAUUAUAUACAUAUAAAAAGAAAAAGUUUAUUUUAACAUAUUUUGAAGUUGUGUGAGGAAACAUAUAAAAAGAAGAAACUUAUUUUGUUAUCUAAAGUUGUAUAUACUUUACCUGAAAUAUAGUUCAAAAGAUUUUCAAAUGCUA
Messenger RNA from Wasmannia auropunctata (little fire ant), 1526 nucleotides. Its product is annotated as 1,5-anhydro-D-fructose reductase-like. The transcript has 8 exons. The coding region runs from base 401 to 1342 and encodes 313 amino acids. The record is from RefSeq and is a predicted model, not a curated record. Gene Ontology annotation, cellular component: cytosol. NCBI's taxonomy places the organism in Eukaryota, Metazoa, Arthropoda, Insecta, Hymenoptera, Formicidae. Gene Ontology annotation, molecular function: aldose reductase (NADPH) activity.